Messenger RNA from Epinephelus fuscoguttatus (brown-marbled grouper), 2263 nucleotides. RefSeq names its product DENN/MADD domain containing 2Da (gene dennd2da). Gene Ontology annotation, cellular component: nucleoplasm; cytosol. The transcript has 14 exons. The record is from RefSeq and is a predicted model, not a curated record. Bases 440 to 1993 code for a protein of 517 amino acids. Lineage: Eukaryota; Metazoa; Chordata; Actinopteri; Perciformes; Serranidae.
AAGAAGUUUGAGUCACUGCUUGCUGGCAGUGGCUUCAGGGCUACAGCUGGAGGGACUUAAAGAACUACAUCACUUUUUGUCUUUGUUGUUGUUGGCUUGUUACGGUUCUAUGAUAUCUUAUAGGUGUUUUAACUCAGUGUGUGAAGGACUUUACAGACGAUAACGCUUGAACUGGUAGAACAGAGGUCAACAGUAGGAAAUACAUCAGACUAUAAACAUUUUUUUCGCACAUGCCUUGAACGCAACACAAGACCGGACCGCUUGGGCACGCUCCCAGCAGAGCUGUUUGAGCCCGUGAAGCACGCGGACCGGUGGUGAGCACGAGCCAGGAUGCUGAGUAUGUGCAGGAAUGGAGACGAUAAAGUGCCGCUGUUGUUUUACUGAGUUUGCUGACAAAAACAGCUGAGAGGACGACAGUUUGUGUGUGGGUCAAAUAGCAAUGAGUGAGACGGUAACGAGGAGGAGGAGAGGGCCCGGACUGACCAACUUCAAGAACAGAUGGAGUGAGCAGCCCAAAGGUAACCUCAUCUCUGAUGUGGAUGGGAAACAUACAGCCGGCCCAUCAGAUGAAGAUGAAGGUGGACGACAAGGGGCCCUCAAGAGGAUUAGUGCUAUGUGGUCCUCCUUACGCAAGGGCAAAAGAGACAGAGUCAAAGACCCUGAGCCUACAGAGCCACUGGGCCCUGUGGUGGCAGACAACACAUCCAGGCAGCUCCGCUAUGUCAGUGGUCAGUACUUCUUUGAGUAUCUGGUGGUGGUCAGCCUCAAGAAGACCAAGGACGGCAGCAGCUACGAACCUCAGAUCUCCUACCAGUUUCCCAAGAGGGAUGGAAUGGCGAAGUUUCAGAAGGAGGAGGAGGAGAAGACGCUAAAGGCAAUCACUCUGUUUUGUUUCCCAGAGGGCAUCAACUGGGCUCCUCUGACAGAAUACCACAGUGAGACUUUCUCCUUUGUUCUGACUGAGAUUGAUGGCAGCAGAAGAAAUGGAUACUGCAGGAGGUUACUGCCUGGAGGGAAAGGAGCUCGACCACCUGAGGCUUACUGUAUCAUCAGCACACUGGCUUGUUUCGGCCUCUUCUCCAAGAUAUUUGAUGAGGUGGAGAAGCGGCGGCAGAUCUCCAUGGCCAUGAUCUACCCAUUCAUGCAGAAGCUGAGGGAGGCUCCAUUCCCAGCUCCAGGAAACACUGUGGAGAUUAAGAGCUUCAUUCCUGAGUCGGGCACUGAGAUCAUCAGACUGACCCGGCCACUGGAUUCCUGGCUGGAGCAUGUAAACUUUGCAACGCUGUUCGGCUGCCUGACAGACGACGAGGUGUUACUGGUGUUUGCUGCCGCUGUCUUGGAGAGACGGAUCGUUUUCAUUGCUGAUGAACUGGGCACGUUAUCCCAGGUCAUUCAUGCAGUAGCAGCCCUCCUUUACCCCUUCACCUGGCAGCACACCUUGAUCUCCAUUGUUCCGGAAAUCUUGAUUGAUGUAGUGAUGGCUCCCACCCCGUACCUGCUGGGAGUUCAGAAACACCUGCUGGACUUGGUCACUGACCAGGGGGAUCUGCUGGCGGUGGACUUAUCUGAGGAUAAAAAGAAGACUUUCAUUGUUUCAAUAGGUGAUGAAAGUUCUAUUCUGCCCCCGAAGCUCCAAACUGAAAUACUAGAGUCACUAAGUAACAGACAAAAAGCAUCAACGGUGGAGGAGAUGAACCGGGUGGUGUCAGAAGCCUUCCUGCACUUCUUUGUGAAAACAGUCGGCCAUUACAGCUCGUAUGUGAAAUACGGCCAUGCUGGAGAGCAGGGGGUGUUUGAAAAGAGAAGUUUCUACAAGGCCAUUGAGUCCAAGACCACUCGACACUUUGUCAAAAAGUUCAUCCAGACGCAGAUGUUUGACCUGUUUAUCCAGGAGGUGGAGCAGCAGCAGCCUGGACCGCAGCAAGGAAUAUUUCACAGAAAGAUCGUUGAAUACCAAGAGAAGAAGAAAAGGGACAAGGCAAAGAAACACUAGGUCUCAGCGUGGGACCCUGGUUGUAUAUAAAAGAUAUCAUAGGAAAAGAUGUGAAUGUUGCACUGUGAGUUUAAUGUCCUAUGUCAGUUUGGUUUUUAAAUAUGUACCAAUGUGUGAAUUACUGUAUGGCUACUUUGCUGCUACUCUGUGAUACACUGGCAGAAUAAAAGAAUUCAGUUCCACAUGUUGGUUCUCAGCCUGUGGCCACAGUCUGUCGCUGAUGAGCAGGAAAAUCAUUUCAAAUAAAGACUACUUUUUUAAGUCAAAGCA